GUAUGUUGACAGUUCCCAUUGCCGAGGUGACGUGGCCCAUGAUAUUGGUCCUGGUGUCGUUGCUGUCCGCUGCCAUCGGCGCCCUCUUCAUGGUCGUCUUCCUACACCUAAAACUACGACUUUCCGGACGCACAGCUCCAUCUCGGCCAGGGUGGUUCCGGCGGAAACGCGGCGCCGUGUUGCCGCCGGACGCCGUGCCGUCCAAUCAGAACGCCGUCCGGGCCAACCAUUACACGGUUGAAGAAGCGGCCGCCGCCAUACCGGUGGUCGUGUACGCGUCUGUCAUCAGCGGUGGUCAGGAUGACGGGCCGCACAACAUGUCACCACCGUCGCUGUCCCUGUCGUCGGCCGCCGACGACGUGCUGUAUACCGAGCUUGACCGGGUGCCGACGCCCGCUUACCACAACGCCGGUUACGCGUUCGACCAGCACAGCAGCGCCUACUACUCGGACAUGUACGAGCCGAUCGACCCCUAUCACAGCAGUCACCACCAUCACCAGCGGCAGAACUCGCUGCCGUCCGACUACGUCUGAUAUUACGCCCGGCACGCGACGCCCGCGAAUCGACGACGCCGCCGCAGCCGACGACGCCGAUCGCACGCAGCCGCAUUGCCGGUCUCGGUGCCAACCGUCUCUCGCGUGUACCGUGAAAUAUUA
Diuraphis noxia (Russian wheat aphid) is the source of this 656-nucleotide messenger RNA. RefSeq lists its product as uncharacterized. The record is from RefSeq and is a predicted model, not a curated record. NCBI's taxonomy places the organism in Eukaryota, Metazoa, Arthropoda, Insecta, Hemiptera, Aphididae.